Molecule: messenger RNA, 1023 nt
Organism: Acanthamoeba castellanii str. Neff
Lineage: Eukaryota; Discosea; Longamoebia; Acanthamoebidae
Product: elongation factor1 alpha, putative
Exons: 9
Coding region: 1-1023 (340 amino acids)
Molecular function (GO): GTPase activity; GTP binding
Source: RefSeq, a predicted model, not a curated record
AUGAUUCAGCUCGGCGCUGUCUCGCGAGGCGCUCGAGGCCUCGCGGAGCCAUCUCUCGAUCUUUUGCCCUUCGAGCUUUCGCACGACUUCGACCGAGAUUGCUUGGGGCUGAGUCGCGAUGGUCAGACACGUUCCGAUCUAAAGUUAGCGGUCGAAGCUGGCGUGCGCCGCGUGAUCGUGGCCGUCAACAAAUGUGAGACCACGCCAAUAUCGCGAUGGAACGAAAUCACCGCCGAAAUGGCUACGUUGGCACAGCGAUUGCAAUUUGACGGCGACCUCCUGGUGCUGGCCAUCUCCGCUGUAGAUGGGGACAACGUCACCACCCGAUCCUUUCGCUUCCCGUGGUAUUCCGGCCCCACGCUGCUGGAAGCCAUCGAACAGACUGGCGACCUGCCCUGCGGCCGUCAACUCGAGGCGAAGAUCUUCGAGCCGUGCUCCGUCUCCGUCUUGGUUCCGGGCAAAGACGGCCACUCAGUCGUCGGCUUUGUACGAGCGGGUGUGGUCAAAAAGGGACACAAUCUGCACUUGGUCGAGCGCCGACCCAACACGCAGCCUCGUGUGGUCACCGUCACCGGGAUUGUGGACAGCGCAUCGCAGGAGAGGCCUCGCGCGCUUCCUGGGGACAUCGUGCUGAUAUCGUUCUCAUCAGCCAAGACCGGAGAGCCAGCCUCGCAGUCCAGAGGUGCCUCGCCGAUUGCGCUGAGCGCGCAUACGCCCAAGGAAGUGGACGAGAUCAGGAUUGAGGCUAUUACGCUGCGACACAAUGGGUUCAAGCUGGGCAUGAGCCUGCUUCUCCACUGCGAUGGCGUCUGGUCUGACUGCACCGGAAGCUGGCAGGAGCCUCCGCCACUGAAGCUGGGUGACCCCAUCGAGGGCCAGGUCCGCAUGAGACUGCGACUGCAGCUGCGGCUUCCUCGGGCGCUCUCCACACUGCACGUUCCUGUGGGGCGGCCCAUCACACUUCAGUUUGAGAGCGGCGGCACAGUUGCCGCCGGCACCAUCAUCAGCGCUAGCCUCACCUAA